CUACCAGAUGGCAUUGUGUACAGCAAGAAAGAUGGUCGUUUGUACUACACCAAUAUGGGAAUUCCGCCCUGUAAUGAUGGGAGUGUUUGCUCAAUACGUCCAGACGGAUCAGACCCUCAGAUUGUCCUAUCGAAUGGUCAAAUUCACACUCCCAAGCAACUCGCUAUGGACAACGUAGAUGGCAAGCUAUACAUCGCUGAUAGGGAAGGUCUCCGCGUCAUGCGUUGUAACUUGGACGGUUCUUGUCUGGAAACUUUGGUGCAAACGGGGAACUCAAAUAACGCAACGGACGCCUGCGAUCAGACUAGAUGGUGUGUCGGCAUCGCCAUAUCCCGCCGUACAGGUCUUUUCUAUUGGACGCAGAAGGGCCCAUCCAAAUCAGGGACUGGACGUAUAUUCUAUGCUCCUAUCGAGGGCUCUGGGCUUAGACAGCCAACGCUUCUGCUCCAGAGCCUCCCAGAGCCAAUCGACUUGGAAAUCGACGAAUCUACGAAUACGCUUUACUGGACUGAUCGUGGCGAGCUACCCUAUGGAAAUUCCUUCAAUCGACUGGUACUGAAUGAAGCAGGCACUCGCGCCAGCUCUGACAAUUUUGAGCCUACGGUAGGGCUGCAGCAUGAAGUACUUGUGCAAAACUUCAAUGAAACCAUUGGGCUGUGCCACGACAAGGAUGCUGGAAGAUGGUAUGCAGCCGACAUGGGAGGAACAAUAUGGUCAUUUGCUGAGAAUGGCAGUGGCAAGACCAUCGUAUUCCAUGAUGAACAUCGUUCGUUCACCGGCAUUACCCUUGUA
Didymella exigua CBS 183.55 is the source of this 792-nucleotide messenger RNA. Its product is annotated as YWTD domain-containing protein. The annotation marks the transcript as partial. The transcript has a single exon. The record is from RefSeq and is a predicted model, not a curated record. NCBI's taxonomy places the organism in Eukaryota, Fungi, Ascomycota, Dothideomycetes, Pleosporales, Didymellaceae.